AUGGGGUUCAAGUCCCUGAUCAAGUGGUGUAUCUCGGGGGCGCUCUCGGGGGGCGACCAACCACGCUCGGGCCGAAAUCCGAUGGAAUAUUUGCUGCGAAACGCCGCGCCAUCGAGCCAGAAAGCAGGAAGAAGUAGGAGAAGAAGCAACGAGGAAGGAGAAGGAGAAGAGUCGAAGAAGGAAGAGGUGGAGAGGGACGAGUACGGGAUAGCGCUCCGAUCCUCGCGGACCACUACUGUCGAUGCCGAACCAGCGGCAGCGACGCCGGCUUCAUCGGCGUCCAAGGAACUCAAGAUCGGCGGCUCGACGGUCUCCAAGCUCCUGCCUCCUCAAGUAGCAGUCCAAUCCACCACUCCCGAAGAACUCCACACUGCAGCAGAGAUCCAUCCUCCAGCUGCUGCCGCGCUGCUUCAGCUCCAUAACCUCGUCCUCGACCAUCCCCACAGCCAGCUCCAACACUUCCUCACUACCUCUUCACUCGCACUUCGCCAGCCGCACGAGUUCUCCAAGCUCAUCAACGGUUAUCUCAAUGGCUAUACAGCUUUCCAUCAAGCCUGUGACAUAGGCGACCUAAAGAAAGUUGAGAUGUUGUGUGGUGCUGGGGUUGAUCGGGGGUUGAAGGACGAGAUGGACGGGUUGACGGGACUCGAGUUGGCGCGGGAGGCCGGCCGGACGGAGGUGGUGGGCUUCCUGUCGAGCCUCUGA
This is a messenger RNA of Puccinia graminis f. sp. tritici CRL 75-36-700-3, 705 nucleotides long. RefSeq lists its product as uncharacterized. Bases 1 to 705 code for a protein of 234 amino acids. Gene Ontology annotation, molecular function: protein binding. Lineage: Eukaryota; Fungi; Basidiomycota; Pucciniomycetes; Pucciniales; Pucciniaceae. The transcript is spliced from 3 exons. The record is from RefSeq and is a predicted model, not a curated record.